Physella acuta is the source of this 2492-nucleotide messenger RNA. RefSeq names its product ERO1-like protein beta. Gene Ontology annotation, cellular component: endoplasmic reticulum; endoplasmic reticulum membrane. The record is from RefSeq and is a predicted model, not a curated record. NCBI's taxonomy places the organism in Eukaryota, Metazoa, Mollusca, Gastropoda, Physidae. Gene Ontology annotation, biological process: protein folding in endoplasmic reticulum. Gene Ontology annotation, molecular function: thiol oxidase activity; FAD binding; protein-disulfide reductase activity.
AACCAUAAUUAUAGUAAACAGUUUGUAUGAAAACAUUCACUCAGCUGCAUGGUUGUUGUAGCAAUGCUAUCCUAUGCUAAUCAUUCUUUUGUGGCCGGUCAUUAAUAAUAUAAUACACGAGUAAUACAGAAGUGCAAAAAAGAUUUUAUUUUUAAAAAAGUAAUCAUAGCAUAGCAUAUAUAAUGAACUUACAUAGCAGUUUAUGUGUUUUUCUUUUUGUAUUAUUAAAUUUUACCUUGGGAGUCUGGCACGAACAGACUUGGAGUGGCGAUGUUGCAGACCGGUGUUUCUGCAAGCUACAAGGAGAGGUGGAUGACUGCUCUUGCAAAGUAGAAUCAUUGGACUCAUUAAAUAAUAAUAAAAUUUACCCAAGAUUAAAAAGUUUGUUGUCUAGAAACUACUUCAGAUAUUUUAAGGUGAAUCUUAAAAAGAAAUGUCCCUUUUGGUCAGAUGACAGCAGAUGUGCCUUGAAAGACUGUCAUGUUAAUGUUUGUCAAAAGGAUGAAGUCCCUAUAAAAACUAUAGAAAAUGUUGAAAACCAUGAAAAGAGAAAGUAUUUAAAUGAAAAAUCUGGGCAAAAAGAAGUAGAUGAGGCCCAAUGUGCAGAGCAGAGAGAGCUUGGUGCUCUUGAUAAAACAAUCAGUCAAGAGAAAAUAGCAGAGUUUCAGUCAUGGAAGGAAUAUGAUGAAGCAUUGCCAAUGUUCUGUGAUGUUGAUGAUGAACAUUCCAAUGAUGUUGAAUAUGUUGAUCUGCUACUAAAUCCAGAAAGAUAUACUGGCUAUAAAGGAUUGUCCCCCAGAAGAAUUUGGAGAUCAAUAUAUGAGGAGAAUUGUUUCAAGCCAGAAAAAAACUACGGCUAUGGACCAGAAUAUGGAUCUGAUUCGUCUCUUGAAUCAAGUCCAUUAUUUUCUAGAGGUAUGUGCCUUGAAAAAAGAGUUUUUUUCCGUUUGAUUUCUGGUCUGCACACUAGCAUUAACAUUCACCUUUGUGAUCAGUACUUGUUUCCUGCUAAAGGUGGUUUUGGGUCUGGCCACUGGGACCACAAUUUAGAAGAGUUUCAGUCCAGGUUUGAUCCAGCUCUUACCAACAACCAGGGACCUCAGAGGCUCAAGAACUUGUACUUCACAUAUCUCAUUGAGUUAAGGGCCUUGGCUAAAGCUGCUCCAUAUCUCAAACAGGAAGGGUUCUAUACAGGUGAUGCAGAAGAAGAUGCAGAUUUGCAGCAAGGGAUCAACAAUCUACUGGAUAUCAUCAAAUCUUUUCCUGACCACUUUGAUGAGUCACAGCUCUUUAAAGGCAACUCAAAGGAAAUGAAACAGCUCAAGGCGGAAUUCGUGCAGCAUUUUCGCAAUAUUACUCGCAUCAUGGAUUGUGUUGGCUGCGACAAGUGUAAACUGUGGGGAAAACUUCAGAUCCUGGGCAUGGGAACUGCCUUGAAAAUACUUUUCUCUGGUGAUAGCAUGGGUCUACAGUCAACUGUGAAGUCAAUGAAUAAAGAUUUUCAACUCACUAGAACAGAGAUUGUUGCAUUGUUCAAUGCAUUUGGAAGGUUAUCCAAAAGUAUCCAUGCCAUAGAAACAUUCCGCAAGUUAGCAACAUAAUCAAGCUCUUAAUUUAUUUUAUCUAGCCUUGUUCAAAUUUUUUUUCUUUAUAGUAUUUCUAAAAAUCCUUUUUUGAAAAUAAUUUUAAACUGUUGUUUCCAUGUUUUCAGCCAGUUGUAAAUAGUCCCUCUGUAAUUGUGCUUUUGUGGUGCAUACUUGUAUUUAUAUGUGCAUCAGUUGUUUGUGGGCCUUUAUUGACAUAUGUUGAAAAUAAUUUAAAGAUAGCUGAACGAUUUGUUUAAAAUAUGUUGAUCACCUGUUUUAUUUAUUUAGUUCAAAUUUUAAAACAUUGCUCGAACAUGAUUACAUUUUUUAAAAUCUAAUUUGUUUUAAAGCUUGUGUAUAUUGUUUUAAUAACAUUUUUCUAAAGCUAAAAAAAAAGUUAUGACAGUUGUAUGAUUUCCUUUGCUUACAAAACCACCAAGUUUGAUCACCAAAGAGAAAAAAAGCAAAUUAAAACUUGUUAAUGUAACAACUGUUUAAUUUACAUUUUUUCAUCAGUUUCAGUACCUUAAUUGAAUCUAACAGUGCAAUUAAACAUUUAAAUUGUCGCACCUCCAUUAUAUAAUGUUUGAAAAUUUGAUUAUUGGUUAAAAAUCUUCUUUUCUUUAUAAAAUGAGUGUUAUUAAAAAAAAAACCUAAAUUUUACUUUAAAGAAGUAGCAACUAAUUACUCUUGGUAAAAUUUAAUUUGAUUGCCUAGAUAUUAUGUUUCUGCUUGGAUGCACCUUUUUCAGUGGCAUUUCCAUUUUUUUAAAAAUGUUUGUAAAAUGUUUUAAAUCAUUCUUUUUAUUUUUAAAUAUUGUUUUUUAUGUGUAUGAAGUCAUGGGUAAUUUGUUAAAAAUUACAAUUGAAUGCUUGGUAAAUUCCUAUUUUUACAUAAAAUAUGAUU